Messenger RNA from Austrofundulus limnaeus, 3208 nucleotides. Its product is annotated as DNA topoisomerase II beta. Gene Ontology annotation, molecular function: DNA topoisomerase type II (double strand cut, ATP-hydrolyzing) activity; DNA binding; ATP binding. Lineage: Eukaryota; Metazoa; Chordata; Actinopteri; Cyprinodontiformes; Rivulidae. The record is from RefSeq and is a predicted model, not a curated record. Gene Ontology annotation, biological process: sister chromatid segregation; DNA topological change; resolution of meiotic recombination intermediates. Gene Ontology annotation, cellular component: nucleus.
AUUCGCUGUCCAUCUUGCAGAUGGCGGAGCCGGGGCGCUGCUAGCAAAUAUUAAUUUUUGUUUCUGAAUAAGAAACAUUUCAAUUGUAGCCUUUCACCUAAGCUAAUAUUUUAUUUUCUAUCAGAUUCUUCUGACAACGUAAAGGUGAUUAAUGCGCUUGUUUUGUACAGUAUUUAUUAAUUUUUUAGCAGAAAGCCCGGUUAGCAUCUUUGUUGAAAGUUUAGGCCUACGACGCCGCCGCACGUCGAUUUUAACAAUAGCUGCCAGAAGCUAGCGUCGUUUCUCUCCAACAACUCCCAGAACUUCUCUCCAAGUAAGAUUAUGGACGAUAAACAGGUUUUCAUCUGUUUUAGUAAGUGAGUCUGUAGGAAUGGUGGUGGACGUGUGAUUUUUGCUACAACUGAAGACAUUUUGGAGCCACAUAAACAAACUGAAGAUCACAAAGGAAGAUGUCUAACGGAGCUGCAGGAAACGGAGGGAUUUCCUGGAUGCAAAUGUGGGUGUUUGAUGAAGAUGUUGGGAUGAAUCAGAGGGAAAUCACCUAUGUUCCAGGACUGUACAAAAUCUUUGAUGAAAUCCUAGAGAAUCCAACACCAUCACCAUCUGGAACAAUGGAAAAGGGAUUCCUGUGGUUGAGCAUAAGGUUGAGAAGAUGUACGUUCCAGCUCUUAUUUUUGGUCAUCUGCUCACCUCCAGUAACUAUGACGAUGAUGAGAAGAAGGUCACAGGUGGAAGGAACGGGUAUGGUGCUAAACUCUGCAACAUCUUCAGUACCAAGUUCACCGUGGAAACUGCCUGCAAAGAGUACAGACACAGUUUCAAACAGACCUGGCAGAACAACAUGACAAAGACCACUGACUCCAAAGUCAAGUUCUUCGAUGGGGAUGACUUCACCUGUGUGACGUUCCAACCAGACCUGUCCAAGUUCAAGAUGGAGAAACUGGACAAGGAUGUUGUAGCACUUCUCACCCGCAGAGUAUAUGAUGUAGCCGGCUCCUGUAAAGGCGUUAAAGUUUCUCUGAAUGGAAAGAAAUUACCUGUCCACGGGUUCCGCAGCUAUGUGGAUUUGUAUGUGAAGGACAAGCUGGAUGAGACGGGUGUCCCUCUGAAGGUGGUUCAUGAAACUGUGAAUGAGCGGUGGGAAGUGUGUCUCACCAUGAGUGAGAAGGGAUUCCAGCAGAUCAGCUUCGUUAACAGCAUUGCCACCACAAAGGGGGGCAGACAUGUUGACUAUGUGGUGGACCAGAUUGUGACCAAACUUAUUGAAGUGGUGAAGAAGAAGAACAAAGCAGGCGUGUCAGUCAAACCCUUCCAGGUGAAGAACCACAUCUGGGUUUUUGUGAAUUCACUGAUAGAGAAUCCAUCGUUCGACUCCCAGACCAAGGAGAACAUGACUCUGCAGAUGAAGAGCUUUGGGUCCAAGUGCGUCCUGUCAGACAAGUUUGUUCGGGCUGCAACCAACUGUGGCAUUGUAGAGAGUAUACUCAACUGGGUGAAGUUCAAAGCUCAGACACAGCUGAACAAGAAGUGCUCGUCUGUCAAACACAGCAAGAUCAAAGGCAUUCCCAAGCUGGAUGAUGCCAACGAUGCAGGUGGCAAACACUCGUCUGAAUGCACUCUGAUCCUCACUGAGGGAGACUCAGCCAAGUCUCUGGCUGUCUCUGGCUUGGGGGUCAUCGGUCGGGAUCGUUACGGGGUCUUCCCCCUGAGAGGAAAGAUCCUGAAUGUGCGAGAAGCAUCACAUAAACAGAUUAUGGAAAAUGCUGAGAUAAACAACAUCAUUAAAAUUGUUGGCCUGCAGUACAAGAAGAGCUAUGACGACGCAGAGUCUCUGAGGAGCCUGCGUUAUGGCAAGAUCAUGAUCAUGACCGAUCAGGAUCAAGAUGGCUCUCACAUCAAAGGUCUGCUCAUCAACUUCUUCCACCACAACUGGCCCUCCCUGCUGAAACACACAUUCCUGGAGCAGUUCAUCACUCCUCUUGUAAAGGCGACCAAGAACAAACAGGAGCUGUCCUUCUACAGCCUUCCAGAGUUUGAGGAGUGGAAGAAACAAACGGAGAAUUUUAAAACCUGGCAUAUAAAAUACUACAAAGGUUUGGGUACGAGCACCAGCAAAGAGGCAAAGGAGUACUUUGCUGACAUGGAGAGGCACCGCAUCACGUUCAAGUAUAACGGUGCUGAGGAUGACGCUGCCAUCACUCUGCAAGCUCUCAUGAUGACAAUUGUCAACUUGGCCCAGAACUUUGUGGGCAGCAACAACGUAAACAUCCUGCAGCCCCUGGGACAGUUUGGUACUCGCAUCAAUGGAGGCAAAGAUGCUGCCAGUCCUCGUUACAUCUUCACCAUGCUGAGUCCUCUUGCCAAGCUGCUGUUCCCUGCAGUGGACUCUAAUCUGCUGAAGUUCCUGUAUGACGACAACCAGAAGGUGGAGCCAGAGUGGUACAUUCCCAUCAUUCCAAUGGUGCUGGUGAACGGUGCUGAGGGCAUCGGGACAGGCUGGGCCUGUAAGAUCCCAAACUACGACCCCAGAGAGAUUGUCAACAACAUCAACAGACUGCUCAACCACCAGGACCCUCUGCCCAUGCUUCCCAAUUACAAGAACUUCAAAGGGGUGAUCCAUGAGCUGGGACACAACCAGUACCUGGUCAGUGGAGAAGUCUCUGUCUUGGAUAAAAACACCGUUGAGAUCACAGAYCUUCCUGUGCGGACCUGGACUCAGGCCUACAAGGAGUCGGUGCUGGAACCCAUGCUGCUGGGCACUGAUAAGACCCCGGCUCUCAUCAACGAUUAUAAAGAGUACCACACUGACACCACAGUCAAGUUUGUGGUGCGCAUGUCUGAGGAGAAGCUGGCCCAAGCAGAGGCAGUGGGCCUCCACAAGGUCUUCAAACUGCAGUCCAGUCUCACCUGCAACUCCAUGGUGCUGUUCGAUCACAUGGGCUGUUUGAAGAGGUACGACUCAGUCCAAGAAAUCCUGAAGGAGUUCUUCGACCUUCGUCUGCACUACUACAAACUGAGGAAGGACUGGCUGCUGGGUAGUCUGGGCUCCGAGGCCGCCAAGCUGUCCAACCAGGCCCGCUUCGUGCUGGAGAAGAUCGAAGGAAAAAUAACAAUAGAGAACAAAUCAAAGCGUGAACUCAUCCGCAUGCUGGUGCAGAAAGGCUUUGAGUCGGAUCCUGUUGCUGCCUGGUCCAAGGCCCAGGAGAAG